GCGGAAGCUUGUUCAUGCUGCGACAGAAAACAUGGCUGCGCUGUUGAGAUCAGCCCGGUUACUUAAGUACAAACCUUCGUGCUUGCUUCAGAUCACAGGGACAAAAAGUAACGGCGUGUCGGCUGGUCGAUUAUACAGCGGAGUAAUUGGAAGCAGAAACCUUGGAGUGUGUCCCCACCAGCUAUUUCCAUCGUUAGGAAAUGCGCCCAGGCAUUUGUUACCACUUACAACUAGUGUGGUGCGUAGCUAUGCAGUUGCCACAGAGCGUAAAGAAGAGGCAAGUGCAGCUGUACGCUCAAAGCAGGCACAGCAGUUUGACUGGGCUUUGAGCAAGUUGGAUAGCUCUGUGAGAAGGACUGGUCGCAUCACAAAAACACUGCUACUCCGCAUCUUCCAUGACAUCUGCAGAACAGGUUAUCCCAGUGGUAAUCAAGCCUUGUUGUUACUUCGGAGCUGUGGAUCACUGUUACCAGAAGUUCCACCUGCAGAUCGCACUGAGUUAGCUCAUCACAUCUGGGAGAAAUUACAGGAGCUGGGUGCUCAGUAUGAUGUCAGUCAUUACAAUGCUCUGCUGAAGGUUUACUUGCAAAAUGAGUUUAAAUUUUCUCCUAUGGACUUUUUGGCAAAAAUGGAAGCAGUAAACACCAUUCCCAAUAGAGUAACCUAUCAGAGACUUAUUGCUGCGUAUUGUCAAAAUGGAGACAUUGAAGGAGCAAGCACAAUAUUGGGAUUCAUGAAGAGCAAAGAUUUGCCCAUCACAGAAGCAGUCUUCAAUUCUCUGGUUACUGGCCAUGCCCGUGCAGGUGAUAUUGAGAGUGCGAAAAACAUCCUUACAGUGAUGCGAAAUGCCGGAAUUGAACCAGGACCUGAUACUUAUGUCUCACUUCUUAAUGCCUACGCACAAAACGGAGACAUGGAGAAUGUGAAAGCGACCCUGGAGGCAGCAGAAAAUGCAGACUGUAGUUUGAUGGACAGAGACCUAAUGCAAGUUAUUUUCACACUGGCAAAGGCUGGACACCAUCAACACACCCCAGAAAUGAUAGAGCGUAUGAGGCAUGAGAGGGGCUACAUCCCAGAUGCUAUGAAUUUGUGUUUGAGUCUUAUCACACAUGGCCAGGAAGACACUGCCUUUCACAUCCUAAAGAGUUUCCCCACCUUGCAAAUGGAUAACGUUAGCCCAGACUCUCUAAACCUUGGAAACUUUUUCCUUAGACAUUGUGUCAGCAUGGAAACGUCUUUAGAAAAAAUUGGGCAAUACUGUAAAGAGCUUCAAGAGGCCAAUUUGCACACAUCACCUCUUAUCUUUGUAUUGUCUUGUGCUUUGGAAGCCAAGAAAACCGGUAUGUCUAUUGAGCUGAUGAAGAUGUUGAAAGACCAAAAGAUGCCAGUCAGACCACACUUCUUUUGGCCACUCCUCACUGCUCACGUCAAGGACAAAAACUUGACUGCUGUUGUGGAGAUUGUGAAAGCCAUGCAAGAUCUCGGUGUAGCCCCAGAUGUAGACACUCUUUCCACGUAUGUUCUCCCUGCCUUCCCCAGCUCGCAGGAGGCCAGACAGGCGCUCAAGGAUGCUGGUGUCUCACUGGAGUCAGAAGGGUUCUUGUCUUCAGAGAUUCGCUCACUGGCUGUUCGAGACCUGGCCGGGCUGUACACUUUAUUGUCUGAUGCCUCUUUGCCCACACCUGAACUGAUAGCCUUCCGGGGCAGCCUCAUCAUUGGUUUCAGAAAGUCAUCUGAUGUGGAGAGCAUGGCCAAGAUUACAGAGUUGUUGUUCCAAAAGGAGAGCCUGUAUGGGGAAAACACCAAACCUGCUGAAGCGGGAGCCUUCUUUUUGUACAACCUGAUUGAAAACAUGCCAGAGAAGGAGUUACAGGCUCAAGAAGACAAACUGAGGAAAUACUUCAGUCAGCUUCGACAACAGAAUAUAACAGUCUCAGCCAAUAUCUACAGAGGCAUCAGGAACCUUCUAGAAGCUCACCAUGUUCCUGAACUCAUCAAAGAUGUGCUUGCUUUGGUGGAUCCUAAAAUGUCCAAUGGUUUAGCUCAAGAUGCUCCCCGUACCAGUGAAGGAGCCAGUAGGGUGUUGACUUUGGAGAAGAAACUGGAAGAACUGAAAUCUGAGAAUAAACCUGUGGGCCAGAUACUCAAACAUAUCUUGCAGGUUCUCUCAGCUGAGGAGAACCUCCAGCGUGCUCUUGAACUAAAGCAGCAAAACGAGGAAGAGAUGACCCUUGCAGCGUAUGCUGUUCUCAUUAACCUGUGCUGCCGUCAUGACAACGUAGAGGAAGCGCUCAACCUGAAGAGGGAAAUGAGCCGUAUGGACUCAUCUGUGGCCCUUGAUGCAAAUAAGUACAUCGUGCUGGUGAAAACCCUCACAAAGAAUGGCAAAGUGGAAGAGGCAGUGGACAUCCUAAAGGAGAUGAAGGAGAAGGAUGUGGUGCUGGGGGACACUCACCUCACCAUGCUCUUCCACACACUUAGCUCUCUGGCGGCCAAAGGAGGGCCAGACACUAUCAGACGUCUUCAGGACACCAUCUUUAGCCUGGGACUGGCCAAGCCAACAGCCAACCUCUGCUCUCCCCUCGUAACAGCCUAUCUGGACAGUAAUGACCUCUCCGGUGCUUUGGACGCAGCCAUAGAGUGUCAGCAACGCUACAAACAUCUCCCUCGAAUCCAUGACAUCAUCGUGGGCCUGGUGGAGAAGGGAGACACAGAACAGCUACAGAAAGCCAUGGACUUUGUGAGCCAGGAGCGUGGAGAGAUGACCAUGUUGUACGAUCUUUUCUUUGCCUUUUUGCAGACUGGGCGCUACCGUGAGGCUCGUAAAAUCAUUGAGACUCCAGGGCUGAGGGCGAGACCUGGACGCCUACAGUGGUAUGCAGAGAAAUGCAUUUCUUCAAACCAGAUGGAGGCCUUGGAACAGAUGGUAGACAUUACAUCAAAGCUGUUUGAGUGCGACAGAGAUGAAAUGUACCAUUAUGUCCUCCGACUCUGCAAGGACACAAAUGAUUGGCAGAAAGCAGAAGCCAUGUGGACAAAGAUGCAGGAGGAGAAUGUGAUUCCAAGAGAGAGGACCUUGCAUCUGUUGGCAAAUAUCUUGAAGAAUAAUGGCCAGGAGGUUCCCUUUGAGGUGCCCCAGACUUGGUAUGAACACUCUGCCACUGCACAGAAGACAAAGACGACAGCCCCAGUCUCUAAUUCAACUGAUAACGACACAGACUAUAAUGUGAAACUGCUCUCUCUGUGCAAAAAAGGCAAAACCAAAGAGGCCUACGGGAUGGUCAAAGACAUGAACAAAAAGGGGGUAUCUCUUGGCCCUGCCUCCUAUGAUCAAUUGAUCCGCGCACUGCUGGCCGAAGGAGCAAUAGAGGAUGCCAUGGUAGUGAAAGACAUUGCAACAUCUCACAUCCAUUCUUUUAAACUAAGUGACAUUGCAACAAACCUGCUCAUUAUUACUCAAAGCAAGAAAGGACAAUUGGAAGAUGCUCUUCUGAGUCUUAAGUCUAUGCUCCAGGCCAACCAUGUGCCCUCUAAACUUGCUGUCACUAGACUGGUGCAGGCCUUGGGCAGUCAUGGCGACACUGACAGUAUCCGAGAGGUGGAAACCAUCAUGAAGGGGCUCAAUACACCCCUCAACCUGUCAAGCAUGGUCUUUAUCAACAAUACUGUACUGGCACAUAUCAAGAACUGUGACCUGGAAUCGGCUGUGGAAAUUAUGGAGUCAGUUUACAACAGUGACGAAAAUUCUUCACAGAGUAUGUCUUUCGUCUUCAGAAAAGUCUUAGAAAAUGGCAAUGACAAAGCUUUUGACAAAUUGUGUGCCACGGCCGAGCGACUUGCCAAUCACUUUGCGUGCUACAGACCAGCUGCAGACAUUUUUCUUCUGCUCCUGGAUACAGGCAAAGUGGAGGACGCUAAGUUCAUGCUGGCUCGCUGUAAUGCAGUGGCUGAACAGAAGGACAUCCUGGUAUCUUAUCUUUCCAAAAAGGCUCAAACUCCUGGACAGGUGGGAAAGAUUAAAACACUGAUGAACCUGAUUCCAAACUUCACGGAGAAGAAAGUGCUCUAUCCCUACCUGAUGAAAUGCCACGUUAUGGAUAAGGACUUGGAGUCCGCUAAAGCUCUGCAUGAGCAGAUGCAGAAGGAGGGAGUGGAGGUGGACGAGCUGUCACUCAAACGGUUGGCGUCUCUGUACCGCCAAGCUGGAGAAACUGCGCCCUUCACUGAACCCCCUGAAUCAUUUAAAUUUUAUGCUGACAAAUUGAAGCUCUCCAACUCUCAGACAACAGAAGAAUAAAGACUUUUCCCUCCUGAUUCAAACAUCUUUUUUUACCUCUCUUGAAACUUAGUAUUGUGUAAGUGUGAAUGUUAUGCUGUCCAAUAUGUCUAUAAAAGUAAUGGAGAUUAAAAAUGUUGAGGCUGUAUAUACAUAUUUAUGCAAAUAAAUGUUACAAUUGGA
Boleophthalmus pectinirostris (great blue-spotted mudskipper) is the source of this 4459-nucleotide messenger RNA. It is a transcript of the gene lrpprc, whose product is annotated as leucine-rich pentatricopeptide repeat containing. The record is from RefSeq and is a predicted model, not a curated record. Lineage: Eukaryota; Metazoa; Chordata; Actinopteri; Gobiiformes; Gobiidae. Gene Ontology annotation, molecular function: protein binding. Bases 32 to 4297 code for a protein of 1421 amino acids. The transcript is spliced from 38 exons.